AUGGGGGCAGACGCCAGUAAAGUCAGCAAGAUACCCCCAGCAGGGUCCGGGGGAAGAGAGGAGGCUCAGUGUUCUUCAGGAUGGAGAGGCUUAUUUUCCUCGGUUGGUCUGUCCAUCCCUGCCAGCCUCUGUCGCCUGGCCCCUCCCACCCUGCGGCUCGGCCACCGGAGGAUGAUCAGAGACAAGGCCCCGCCUAUCCCGGACCAGGUGUUGGGGGCAGGAGGAGUAGGAGGGCCUGAUAGACUGAGAGCAGAGUGGAGUCUACCUGGCUUCAUAUCCAUGUUCCUCCCUGAGUUCCCCCACAGAGCUGUACCAGGUCACCAACACUUCCAGGUGUUGGGUUAUAUUGCUAAAGGAUCCUUUGGUCCCAUUCUGAAGGUGAAGGACAAGGCCAAGCAGAAAACCUACGCUGUCAAGGUCAUCCCUAAGUCAGAGAUCCUGAGGCUGGGCGUUCUGGAACAGUCUAAAGAAGAGGUUAUAGUACAGCGUCAGGUGCGUCACCCAUUCAUCCACGACCUUCAGGACUGCUGGCAGACACAGAGACACCUCUACAUUAUGUUUGACUACUGCAGUACCGGGGACCUGUAUACAUACUGGGUGAUGAUUGGCCAGUUCAGCGAGGACGCUGUCAAGGUGUUUGCUGCAGAGUUAGGCUGUGCUCUCGGGUUCCUCCAUGACUUUGGGAUCAUCCACAGAGAUGUGAAGAUGGAGAACAUUCUGCUCACAGACCAAGGUAAACUCACAGACCAAGGUAAACUCACAGACCAAGGUAAACUCACAGACCAAGGUGUGCUCACAGACCAAGGUGUGCUCACAGACCAAGCCCCUGAGGUUCUGAGUGGGGGACCCUAUAGCCACGCAGCUGAUUGGUGGUCGCUGGGAAUCCUCCUCUUCUCAUUGGUCACUGGGAAGCACUGGCAGCGCCAUUGA
Molecule: messenger RNA, 930 nt
Organism: Coregonus clupeaformis (lake whitefish)
Lineage: Eukaryota; Metazoa; Chordata; Actinopteri; Salmoniformes; Salmonidae
Product: ribosomal protein S6 kinase-related protein-like
Exons: 10
Coding region: 1-930 (309 amino acids)
Biological process (GO): protein phosphorylation
Molecular function (GO): ATP binding; protein kinase activity
Source: RefSeq, a predicted model, not a curated record